AUGGCGAAGCUGGACCUGCGGCUACACAAGCUAGUCACGGAUGAGGCGCUGCAGAAGCUGCCAGAGUUUGAGCCACAACAGCUGGUGAACAUGAUGUGGUCCUAUGCCACCCUGCGGAGCGACGCGCCUUUGUCCGACAUGGCGGGGGCGCUGCGUGGCCGCAUCUCCUCCCUGGCUCCGCUGGGCCGCGCCAACCUUUGCUGGGCCGUGGCAAAGCUCCAGGUGCGAGAAGAGUGGCUGUUGCGCGAGCUAGUCCAGGAGUGCCAAAGUGCCAUUCCGGAAAUGAACGGCCAGAACUUAGCCAACACCAGCUGGGCCUUGGCCACACUUCGGGUCGCGGACGACCGCUUCUUUGAGUCUGUGGCAAAGGUUGUGGCUGCCCAGUGUGGCGAGUUUGCCCAGCAGAACAUCAGCAACACCGCCUGGGCAUUUGCAAAACUGCAGAUCAAAAGGCCCGACAUGAUGGCGGCCAUCUCACGAUGUGUGCAGCAGCGAGCUGUCGAGAUGCCGCCACAGGGCAUAGCCAAUACGGCAUGGUCCUUCGCCACGCUGAACAUCAGGGACGAUGGCCUGAUGUGGGGAGUCCAAGCUGCUCUGGUCGUGUUGUGCGUCGAAGUCUUCUGUCCGUUGCAGCACUUCAUGAUUCCGCUUGCUGCCUUAGCACAAGUUACUGUAGCCGCCAUGGCAGCAUUUCGGGCCGGCGAUGCCUUCAUGGAUGAUGUUCGUGCGGCCCAGACUCAGAUUCGCAGCUUGCUUGGAGCGGAUGAUGAUGUCAGUGGCAGUGAAUGGUUCGACGGUGGCAUGAGCGAGAGAACAGCCGCAUCACACUUCUCCCAGGCCGCCAGGCUUUCGAGUGGUGCUGGCAUCAUCGGCCGGGACGUUCCUGCCACUGUUGGAUCUCGAGUCGUCGUGCUGGAUCCAAGCUUGGACAAGCUCGUGGAGCCAACUGGAACGAUUGUGGAAGUGCGCUGUGAUGGUGGCCGAGUGAAAGUUCAACACGACAGUGUCGACAAAGCGGAAAGGUACUACAGCACAGGCAAAGAUGGCCACUUUCAGCUCGGCGGCCUGGACGACCAGAGGCCUCGCUUCUCGCUGCCGCCCCCUCCUUCCAAGGUCGAAGCGAGACCAGAGGCAUCGAGUGCCCUGCCCGCUGCAGCACAGCGGCGGCCGCGAUACUCGGAAGUCCGGAGGAGCAUGGGUGGUCCGAGACGGGUAGGGAAUUCUCAGACAGCAGACUCCAGCCACACCGCUGAUGCUGGCGUUGAUGAAACGGCUGCGCUGUCUAGGAGCAAUAGUGUGGCAAGUGUCCAGACAUUUCAGACAGCGCAGACGACCGCAGAAGCGGCGCAAGUUGCUUUCGACUCCUCGAGCCGUGCUUCCUCCCGGCCACGUUACUCGGAGCUUCGCAAGGCACGGGCAUCGGCUGUCCUUGCCGGACAGAGCGCUGAAGCCGUGGACCGAAUGGAGGCGUCCUGUGCCAGCUCUAUGAGCAACACAGGGCCAGUUGCUGACAUCUCGCCUCGACCGCGGCCUCUUAUCGGUGCGACAGCUGACGAGGCAGCCAGUGGGAAUCACAGCCUCCAGCCACAGGCCCGGAGGAGGUAUUCGGAGCAGCGCCGUGCCUCACGCAGCCCAGCAAGACCGGAUGUCAGACAGUGCGGAAUGGACGCCGAGGAGGGACCAGCAGAGGGGACGACAGCGGGUCGUUCAAGUUGUCCUCCCUCCAAUCCGGCUGGGCCAACAGCAGAAGAGUUCUCACAGCUCUGCCGGCGUUUGGAGACUCUCGAGCGUGAUACGGCUUCGCUUGCGAGCCAACUGCAGAGCUUCCGGGAAGAAAGCCUUACGGACAUGAACGGGUUGCGGGAUCAAGGCCGCCAACAGGCGGAGGCUUAUGAGCGACAUUGGCGUGAUGAGACGCGAAGGCACCUCGAGGCCUGUGAGGAGCACCUUAGACAGCGCUUCCGAGAAGAGAAUCGGCAGCAACUGGAAGCCACCGAGCACCGGAUCUUCAAAAAUGUGAUGCAGGAGUUUGAGGGCCAGCUCCGUGGGGCUGUGGCCAAGCUCUGUGCCUCGCCACAGUCCCCGCAGUCGCAGUUCGAAGCGGAGGAGCCGGAGCAGGAGUACGAGACGCCCGGCCCCGAGGAAACCAUCCGAGUUGAGAAGAAGGUCUUCGACAUCUCGCGGGCCGAGCUGGCUGACUCCGAGCUCAGCCUGCAGACUAUUGGCUCCAUCGCGCGACGAGUAUCGGCAUCUCUGGGAGGAGAGAGCAGAUCCGCGGCAAGUUCCAGCACACCCCAAAGAGACGCUGCCGAGAAGCGUGCUCUUCAGCAAAUGCACAGGCUUCCGUCGAGCCGGAACGACCGAAGCCCGCGGACCGAACCCAGCUUCGAGCAGUUGGAGCAGGAGAUGGAGAGGCUUGCAGAUAUGAGACGCUAUGCAUCACAAGUGCUGGGGGCGAAGUCGCAGGAGCUGGCAGGCUCUCGAGCGGCGCCAGGGUCAGCUUCGCAGCCCUUCGACGCGUGGCAAGCCGCAGAGGAGAGUCCCAGCCGGGAGAUCAAGGAGCCUGCGCGGCGCCGGACCAUGCCGGCCGCUGCUCCAUCUCCGACGUUUGGCCGCCCCGAAACUCCUGGGCGGACCACCAGCGCCGAGCGGUGGAAGCGCCGAUCUUCCGUUCAGCCCGAAGGGGCUCAGGCUCCCGCCUGCCCAUGGGAGGAGGAGCAGCAGCUCCCUGCCUCACGAGUUCAAUGGCCGGCUGAUUGGCAGGUGGACAGUCAAGGACGGCUGAUCUUUUAA
Molecule: messenger RNA, 2793 nt
Organism: Symbiodinium sp. CCMP2456
Lineage: Eukaryota; Dinophyceae; Suessiales; Symbiodiniaceae
Source: the annotation of a GenBank genome assembly